Messenger RNA from Exophiala bonariae, 741 nucleotides. RefSeq lists its product as uncharacterized. Gene Ontology annotation, molecular function: RNA polymerase II cis-regulatory region sequence-specific DNA binding; DNA-binding transcription factor activity, RNA polymerase II-specific; zinc ion binding. Gene Ontology annotation, cellular component: nucleus. The record is from RefSeq and is a predicted model, not a curated record. Bases 1 to 741 code for a protein of 246 amino acids. The transcript is spliced from 2 exons. Gene Ontology annotation, biological process: positive regulation of transcription from RNA polymerase II promoter by galactose. Lineage: Eukaryota; Fungi; Ascomycota; Eurotiomycetes; Chaetothyriales; Herpotrichiellaceae.
AUGGACGGUGCGGAUGAAGAUCUCGGAAGCAGAAGCACUCGGAGCAGCCCAACUUCCGUAAGGGCAGCAAAACGGCCGAGGACCACGCUUGCUUGUCAACGUUGUAAAUCACGCAAACAGAAGUGUAGUCGAGUUUCAGAGAAAUGCCGAUAUGUGGCUUCGACCGUACCAAAACCAACAGAGCAGCGGGCUUAUGUGAAAGCGCUUGAAAGCAAGGUUGCAGAGCUCGAGAAUAAGCUCAGGCGAGCCGAGCGAGCAGCCGAUCCACGAGUGUCACAAGAGACCUAUCGCUUGAAUGACCUGCCACCAGAGAGUUCCUUGUCAAGCACAAUCCGCGAUCUCAGCUUGAAUGCUAGUGGGUACAACUAUCUUGGUGGGACAUCGAACAUAACCAUUGCCCGUGUGCUCGAACCAGUAUUACAUAUCGAUCGGUCCCUGAUAUCAAAUCACCAAGAGCGAACAGUCCUUGGCUCCGAUAGGGAUGCUUCAACCGCUAGGCUUGUCCAGUCAAGCGAGGAUGAGGACACCCAAGAUGUCGCCUCAUUCUCAGAACCUGUGAUUGAGAAGCUUUUCAGAGCUUACAUCGAAUAUGUGUCUCUGAUUUUUCCAAUCAUGCACUCACGAACACUUCAGGACAUGCAUGAGAGGCGCAGCAGACCCAAGGGUCUCUUUGAAGUUGCAACACUACACCUGAUGUACGCCCUUGGUGGAAUUACCCUCACAUUAGUAAGUUAUAGUUGA